UUUGAGCCUGAAGAGAAAGUAGGGUCCAGGUGACAACUAGGAGCACGUUUGCGAAGAGAAAAGAACCGAGUUUUGGGGUCUAUGAGGCACAUGGAGUCAUUAUAAACACAACGAAAAUGCCUUGCUACUUACAUAUAGUCCUUCAUCUUGAGAAACAAUGUUACACGAUUUAAAAACAAUAAUACGCUUCCUUGGAAACAAUCAUCAUUGUUUUGGAAACAAAAAUCCGCUUUUUGGAAAACAAUGACAUCCCUUUUGAUGAUGAUGGACCAAAACUCAGACGUGAAGCUGGAAAAUCUCACACAAGUUUCUGUCCAUGGUAGUCACUUAGGUCAAGUGGAGCCAAUGUCUGAUGAUGUAUCAGAUGACCCAUCCUCCCCAGAGUCAACUACAUUCGAUGACAGUGACUUGCUCAGUGGAGUACACAGGUCACUCAUGAUCUGCUUGAAAUCUAAACUCCACGCUGAAUUGGACAAACCCAGAACGAUUUUUCUGGACAAUGGCUAUUCAGAUGUCAUUUCUUCGUACACUGGGGAAAGAAAGGAUCGCAAGUUUUUCGGCUGUCAAAAAGGUGGUGUGCCAGAUGACGUCACAACACACCUUGCCAACGCUGGACCAAUUGGUGUCGCUGCUGCUGCGGCCAUUGUUACUGGCAAAAAACGCAAGCGACCUCACUCAUUUGAGCUGACACCAUCAGUGCGUAAGCGGCAAGCAACGCGAUUGCUCCGCAAGUUGAAGCAAGUCAUUGAUGAAUUUACCACUCGUGUCGGUCAGCAAGCUUGCGUUGUUGUGUGCUGUCCAGGAAAGGUGAACUCAUCCUUUAAGGUAUUUGGGGCUGCACCACUAGAAAAUGUUGUACGAAACUGCAAGCAGCUGAUUAUGAAUGACCUCGAUAACGCGCUGCAGCAGCAAGCUCCGCAACCCCAGCCUGACACCUCAGGUUUGCAUGAGUUGCCUCCUUUAGUUGUUGAUGGAAUUCCGACGCCUGUGGACAAAAUGACGCAAGCACAGCUGAGAGCAUUCAUCCCAGUCAUGCUCAAAUACUCGACUGGAAGAGGGAAGCCAGGAUGGGGAAAGGAAAGCACUAGGCCGCCAUGGUGGCCUGAGGACGUGCCCUGGGCAAACGUAAGGAGUGAUGCAAGGACAGAAGAAGCUAAGGCCAGCGUCUCUUGGACAAAUGCGCUUAGAAAAAUUGUUCGAAACUGCUACAAAUACCAUGGUAGAGAAGAUCUACUGAUUGAGUUCAAAGAAAAUGGCGAAGCUCAAAGUGUGUCACAUGAAACACAGUAUACUCAAGUUCAGUACCCCCACAUGGUACACACGAUCAACAAUGCUGAUGGCACUGUCUCAAUUAUACAAGUAGAUGCUAGUGGAACUGUUACCACCCUUUCCGAAGCCACAACACAUUCUGAAGCGACCCAAGCUGUAGCAACGCUUGCAGAGGUCGCUGCUGCCUCGCAAGGGGAAAUGAUUCUACAAACCCAACAGGCAACAUCAAUAAGCAUCGACCCAGCUGCCCUGCAAGGGGGUGAGGGUGUCACUACCCUUACGGAAGCCAGCCUUCAAGACGGACAGCUCCUCCUUGGUGAUGCUGCAUCAGCGGCAGCCGCAGCGCUUGUUGGUGUGCAUGAAGGGUCGGGUGUUGUCAGCAUACCUGUUCAGGCAGCUGCUGCCAUGAUGCAGAUACAAGGAGGAAAUAUCAUACCCAUCUCAACUGCCACUGCUUUGCAACUUAUAUCUUCAAACGCAGCGCAAAUAUCGCUUGCAUCGCACACAGCCCUAGCUGCUUCAAGUUCGCCAGUAACAAACACCACUUCAAGUAUUCAUUUAGACAGUUUACCAAUAUCAGAGCAUUCUGUCGAGAAGUCGCACAACGAAAUUGUCCCUGUAGCGGUGCAUGCUGUCGAAGUGGACUCACUGGGCGAAGAUCCUGAAAGUCAAGUCAGUAGUUUUCUGUGCUGUCUCAAAGACCCCCUGUCGCCCUCCAGUGCUGAUGUUCACAAUAUGCUCCCGAUAGUUGGUCAGGUUGUUCAGUUGAAGCCAUUUCGCAGAAAGCUUUUGCCGAUUUCGUUCAAAACAACACAUUUUGUAUUGGAAAGAUAUAAUUGGCAAAACAGUUUUGCUAGUCAUUUAUUCUGUAUUUGAAAGAAUAGCUCAGUUUUCGGACCAAUUCUCGCAUGCGACAUUCCUUUUGUUCUUGCUGUAGAUGAGUUUUAUGUAAGAUUAAAUUUAUUUUCUAGGAA
Molecule: messenger RNA, 2243 nt
Organism: Rhopilema esculentum
Lineage: Eukaryota; Metazoa; Cnidaria; Scyphozoa; Rhizostomeae; Rhizostomatidae
Product: DNA-binding protein P3A2
Biological process (GO): regulation of transcription by RNA polymerase II
Molecular function (GO): DNA-binding transcription factor activity
Source: RefSeq, a predicted model, not a curated record